This is a messenger RNA of Manihot esculenta (cassava), 1533 nucleotides long. RefSeq names its product probable polyamine transporter At3g13620. Gene Ontology annotation, cellular component: membrane. NCBI's taxonomy places the organism in Eukaryota, Viridiplantae, Streptophyta, Magnoliopsida, Malpighiales, Euphorbiaceae. Gene Ontology annotation, molecular function: transmembrane transporter activity. The record is from RefSeq and is a predicted model, not a curated record. Bases 21 to 1439 code for a protein of 472 amino acids. Gene Ontology annotation, biological process: transmembrane transport. The transcript has a single exon.
UCUGAAGUUUGAAUCCAGGCAUGGAAUCCAACUCUCCACGCUCUCAACUCCUCCCCCAACCACUACAACCUAUCACUACCUUCACCUCCGCUGGCACUGCCACCAAAAUUCCGAAGAAACUUGCGUUACUCCCACUCGUUUUCCUCAUAUUUUUUGAGGUAUCCGGUGGGCCAUAUGGUGCAGAAUCCACCGUCGGCUCUGCAGGGCCACUUUGGGCUAUAUUGGGCUUCCUCGUUUUUCCCUUUAUCUGGAGCAUCCCUGAGGCUCUUAUCACUGCCGAGCUCACCACUGUCUUCCCCGGCAACGGGAGCUUUGUCAUCUGGGCUGAUCAGGCUUUUGGGCCCUUCUGGGGUUCGAUGAUGGGCUCGUGGAAGUUCCUUACUGGUGUCCUGAACUUGGCCUCGUUCCCAGUUCUCUUCAUAGAUUAUCUCAAGCUGGUGAUUCCAAUUUUCUCUUCUGGUUUUCCUCGCUAUGUUGCAGUAAUAAUCUUAACUUUGAUGCUGUCAUUUCUAAACUACACAGGCUUGGCUAUAGUUGGAUACACAGCAGUGACUUUGGGCGUUGUAUCACUCUCGCCAUUCGUACUACUGACUCUGUUUUCAAUCCCCAAGAUCAAUCCUUCAAGGUGGAUCAGUUUAGGUGAAAAAGCUGUCCAAAAAGAUUGGACUUUGUAUUUCAAUACUCUGUUUUGGAACUUAAAUUUCUGGGAUAGUGCUAGUACUUUAGCAGGGGAAGUUGAGGAUCCUCAGAGAACUUUUCCAAAAGCACUUUUUGCUGCUGGAUUUGUUACUUGUUUGAGCUAUUUACUGCCUCUUUUAGCUGCUACUGGGGCUAUACCCCUAAAACAAGAAGAUUGGAUUAAUGGGUCUUUUGCUGAUUUUGGCGAAGUGAUUGCAGGGAAAUGGCUGAAGAUUUGGAUUGAAAUCGGUGCAUGUUUGUCAGUUGUUGGACUUUACGAAGCUCAAUUAAGCAGCUGUGUAUACCAAGUUCUGGGCAUGGCUGAGUUUGGAUUCUUGCCUGUGUUUUGGGGAAUGAGAUCAAGGUGGUUCAACACGCCUUGGGUUGGAAUUUUGGUCUCAACGAUAAUAGCACUAGCAGGUUCUUGUUUGGAUUUUACUGAUAUAAUUUCUUCAGUGAAUUUCUUGUAUUGCUUGGGUAUGUUAUUGGAAUUUGCAACAUUCUUAUGGUUGAGAAAAAAAUUGCCAAAUAUAAAGAGGCCAUUUAGAGUGCCAAUGGGGUCGCCUGGUUUGGUAAUAAUGUGCUUGAUUCCAUGUGGGUUUCUGGUGUAUGUGAUGGCUGUGGCAACCACAACUGUGUAUUUGGUGAGUGCCAUUUUAACUUUUCUGAGUAUUGUUUGGUAUUUUUUGAUCAAUUUAUGCAGAUCAAAGAUGUGGGUUCAGUUUAACGAUGUGGGAGGACAAUUACAGUAUGAGGACUAGUUCUUGGCUAGCUUUUCUAGGAUUAAAUUACAUAAAUCUUGUUAUGGAUAUUUGUUUUUAAUUGUUAAAUGAUACAGAUUACUUCCCAUUUUCA